Molecule: messenger RNA, 3817 nt
Organism: Sipha flava (yellow sugarcane aphid)
Lineage: Eukaryota; Metazoa; Arthropoda; Insecta; Hemiptera; Aphididae
Gene: bbg
Product: pro-interleukin-16
Exons: 9
Coding region: 147-3620 (1157 amino acids)
Molecular function (GO): protein binding
Source: RefSeq, a predicted model, not a curated record
CGAGUCCGAGCGCCCGUGUCCCGGUGCCGUCGGCCCGCAUUGCUGCCGUUCCGAACGCGCUCUCCGGACGCAAUAGUGUUCUGUGCUGUACGACGUCGUUUUGCGCGACGAGACACAUCGCAUCAUCCAGCAGUACCGUCGCAGCGAUGAGCACUGCGACCGCCACCGCCAUGGCCGUGAAAGACUUCGUUACCGUCGUCUCGGUGGAUGGCGGCGGUAGCGACGUCCAGCCGGUCGACGAUGAUUCGUUUGUCACCGUACUGUCCAUCGGCGACGAGCCGGCGGUGGACGCGGCCACUGCCCGAGCCACCGAGGCCGCGGUCGCCGAAGAAGUGCUCGUCUACCGUCUGCCCGGCGAGCGGCUGGGUUUCGGGCUGCGGUUCGACGGCGUGGACACGUGCAACAGGCUGUUCGUGCAGUCCUGCGCCGACGGCAGCCCGGCAUCCCGUACUCAGGCGUCCUGGGGCCCGUUGAGCCCCGGCGACGAGAUCGUGCGCAUCAACGGCCGCCCGGUCAACAAACUAAGCCGUGACGACUGCGUCCGGUGUCUCAAGGAGUCCGGGUUGGUGGUCAAGUUGCACAUGAUCGACGGCCGGCUGACGGUCAAGGUGCCGCCGCCCGUGCCCCCCCGGAAACAGAAAAAACCGGAACCGUUGCCGCCACCGAUCGCGAAUUCCGCCGUGUACACGGACGCCGUCGAGAGGUUCGUCUACCAUGGCGAGUCGGAAUCGGACGACACCAACAGUAGCGUGUCCACGGUGGUGUCCAAGUGUCCGACAUCGUUCGCCGACGACGAGUGCGCCGACAGCAAGAACUGCGUGCUGGACCGGGUAUUGGAGCCAUUCAUGCAGCUGGAACGGGAGUUCUCGUCGAGCGCGGCCAUCGGCGACGACGUGGGCCUAUACGAGAAGCUGGUGGCCGUGGCCGAGGAGGACCGACUGCCGCCCAAGCCGCUACCGCGCAAGGAAGUGCGGCCGCCCAAGAAGAAACCUCCGCCGCCGCCGUCGCCAUCGCCACCCGUUUACCGGUUACCACCCAGGCUGGUGGACUUUGUGCACAAGGACGAACUACCCCAAGCGGCUGCCGCCGGCGACAACGACGACGAAGACGACGUUUUCGCAAACUCUGAUCCGACACCUUGUCCAGACGGUGACCAAAACUUAAUCACGGAACAAGAUGAUCCGAAAAAAGACAUCGAUCGGGAGAGUAACGCGGCUUCGGUCGGACCGGCGGACCUGACGUUCGGCUGCGAACUGAAUCGUCCGUCAGUGGUGACGGCCAUGAAGUCGUCGUGCAGCGUGGCGGCCACGGAAUACGGCAGAACGGACUCGGAAACGGACUCGGAGGGUUCGAGACACAUGAUGGCGGCUCCGGCUAGAAGAUCGAGUUCGGGCAGAACGGACGAGGUGUGCAACCGAAGCGUGCGCGACAAGAUAGCAAUGUUCUCGCGGGCUACCGCGGCCGGCAGCAGCGGUGAGAAAAAGGACCCGUCACCGUCGUUGUUGUCCACCUCUUCGGCGUACUCUACGGGAUCGCCGGACUCGUCGCCAGCCACAUCACCGAAGGCUGCGUACAGCACGCUGUCGCGCAAGCCCGAAACCCAGUGGCCGGUGGCGCACCGGUACCCGGAGGCCGCGCCGCUGUCGCCGCUGGGCGCGGUCGCGGACCACAGGCGCUCGCAGAGCCUAGUCGAGCAGCCAUACAGCAAGUACUUCAACACGAUGAACGCGUACGCGGAGAUGGGACGAUCGUCGUUGAACGCGCUCAUCGAGCAACGUCGGCGCAGCAUGUCCAAACUCCGCGGACUGGUCAUCCCGGAGAAGGUGCCCGAUGACACCGGGGCUGCGAGUGGCGCGCAUGGCGACGUCGCCGACGACCGCCCACUACUACAUCGGGCCGUCAUCCCCGACCUGCCGUUGGUGGUCAAAAGCUCGAGGCCGCGUGACCACAGCGACCGCGACGACAACGAACGCGUGGACGGUGGUCGCGACGAAGCGGCCGUACUGUGUCCGCCGACCAAGACUUACGUUAAUGGGCCACCGCCGGUGAUGGGCACGGUGACUAGGUACGCGAAUCCCGUAAAAACGGUUGCGCGACAGCCACUGAUAGUCGUGCCGGCAGUCCCGGCGCUCCGGGAACAGCGACACCCUUCGCCUCCGGAACAGCGGCGUCCGUCAUCCGCUUCUUCUUCGCCAUCGUCCUCGUCCUCGUCGUCGUCGUCAUCGUCGUCGUCAUUGAACUCGAGCCGCGAGGAGCUCAGGCACAUACACGACGAACGGCCGCCGUCCUCGGUUAAGUCCAAGACUUCGUUCAAAACGGAUAGCGACGAAGACUCUGCGCUCAGCUCGAGCCGGUCGAGCACGUCGCUUCAGCAGUAUUCGCCAGCCUCGUCCCCGCCGCCGACGGCGACCACUCAGCCACCACUACCGCCCUUGCCGUCCUCGUCACCGCCGCCGCUGGUAGCGAGCACGUCCAACGUCGAGCCGGGCAGACGGGUGCUGAAGGCCGAGAGCGUGGAGGCCAUCAAUCGAAAGAACGUACUGUGCUCGGCCCGGAUCAGCAGCGGCAAACCGGAAUUGCUUCAACAGCAGCAACAGUACCCGACGACCGGUAACCAUCACGUCAAGACUGAGUACCACCAUCACCACCAACACUUGGACGGCGUUGGUUUGUCACUCAAGGCCGCCGCGAAGACCGUGUUCGCGACCGGGGCCUUCAACAACCCGACCGGCGGCGGUGGUAACCGUUACACGCACAACCGCAUGUCGUCCAUGGAGUCAACGACCAGCGAUGAUUCUUCCAUGCAGUACACGGUCAACGCCGAGCCGUUCGGCAGCAUCAGCUCAUUGGCCUCGUCCACCAGCCUGAUAUCGCAACAGGAACUCCAGCAGCUCAUCGACGAUGCGAACCAGACGCUCGAGGACAACACCAUCGGCAGUACCGGUACCAGUAUCACUGCGAUCCCGCCGGCUGUCCCACUAUCCUUCGAGGUGAUGGUCGUUAUACUGCACCGAGACAUGGCCACCAGCAGCGUGGGCAUCACGUUGGCCGGCGGUGCCGAUUACGAGACGAAAGAGAUAACGGUGUAUAAAGUGUUGACCGGAAGCCCGGCGGACAAAGACGGCCGUAUCCGGAAAGGCGAUCGCAUAUUGUCGAUAAAUGGCAAGAGCAUGAAAGGGAUCACGCAUCGGGAAUCGUUGGCAAUACUCAAGGCCCCUAGAUCUGAAGUAGUGCUGGUGAUAUCUAGAUGCAAAUCGGACACAACCGUCGAAUCUGUUGGACCGCCUCUGUCUGUCAACCAAGUGACUUCGGCCAAAAAUGACGUAGUUAAAAACCGCGUGUACGGACCUCCAACCAUAGUGAUGUUGUCCAAAGACGGUUCUGGAUUGGGCUUUAGCUUAGAAGGCGGUAAAAAUUCACCUAUCGGCGACCAGCCACUGACAGUGAAAAAGAUAUUCACCGGCGGGUGCGCAGAACAGUGUGGACAGAUAUUGGCUGGAGACGAGCUGGUGUCUGUGAACGAUAUAGACGUGACCGGCAUGUCGCGUACGGAGGCAUGGAAUCUAAUGAAGAGGCUAGUGAGUGGCACUGUUACUCUCUGCAUACGGCACGUGGUUUGAGCACAAGUCAUUAUUAUUUUUAUUACGGAGACAGUUAAAAAUACAAUUUUUUAUCAUAAAAUCAUACCUAACUUAAGAAAUAAAAUGCAACAAAAAACGAUUAAUAGCAAAAUGUGUUAUAAUUGUCUAUAGUCUUUAUUACCAUAUUUGUAAAAUACAAUUUCUAAUAAUUACAUUUAAUAAACAAUAUAACUAAA